Carassius auratus (goldfish) is the source of this 1237-nucleotide messenger RNA. RefSeq names its product disheveled-associated activator of morphogenesis 1-A-like. The record is from RefSeq and is a predicted model, not a curated record. NCBI's taxonomy places the organism in Eukaryota, Metazoa, Chordata, Actinopteri, Cypriniformes, Cyprinidae. Bases 431 to 691 code for a protein of 86 amino acids. The transcript has 3 exons.
CAUAAUUUAUGAUUACAACUCUUUAAAACUUCAUAACUGAGAUUUGAAGGUUGAAGGCCUUGCUAGAUUGCUAAGGUGUUUUCUUGGGAUGAAUCGGCAUUCGCUCUAAAUAUCUGGUAUUUAAGUCAUUGCAUUACUUGUGUCUCGAUAGCAGCCUGUCUGUUUCUCUCUCUACAGGAGUUGGAGUACCAGAAGAGUCAGCCUCAGACCAACGGUGAUAAGUUUGUGUCUGUUGUGAGUCAGUUCAUCACUGUGGCUGGUUUCAGUUUCUCUGAAGUUGAAGACUCUCUUCAGGACGCCAAGGAUUUGUUUGAGAAGGCCGUGAAGCACUUUGGUGAGGACGCCACACGCAUGCAGCCCCGAUGAGUUCUUUGGCAUCUUUGAUCAGUUCCUACAGGCCUUCAGUGAAGCUAAACAGGACAAUGAGAAGAUGCAACGACGCAAGGAGGAGGAAGAGCGCAGGGCUCGCAUGGACGCGCAGCUCAAGGAACAACGUGAGAAGGAAAGAAAAGCUCGGAAAGCCAAAGAGAACUGUGAGGAGGAUGGAGAAUUCGACGACCUGGUGUCUGCACUCCGAUCCGGAGAGGUGUUCGACAAAGACUUAUCGAAGAUGAAACACAACCGCAAACGUCCCGUCAAACAGAGCGCAGAGAGCAGCAGAGAGAGGCCCAUCACCAAACUCAACUUCUGAGGAAGCCGAGUGAGUGAGUGAGUGAGUGCUGCCAACUGUUGGUAGAGCCGGGACGUUACACCUGCGUGCACAAGCUCUACCUCUGUUCAGAACUGGAGAGGAUAUCCAGGCCCUGUUUUGUGCUGACUGCCAAAAUACUUCUUAAAGAUUUCUAGUCUUUUCUAAACCUGUAAAUCAGAUGUGACCGUGUUUGUGUUGAAGACGAAAGGAGUCAACACAGAAAGAAUGAGCAGAAAGGGCUACAAACUGAAAUGCAGAAACACCCAUUUCCACAGUUUUUCCUGCCUGGCCAUAAACCCCAUUUAUAUCUGUCUGUUCAGAUACUGCAUACAUUUUUGUUGAGUUAUUGUUGGUGUACAACGUGUACUAUCAAGAACAGGCCUUGUUUUGCAAUAUGUGGUGUGCUAAACACUAAAUGUCAGUGUUUUGGAAGCUGAAGUGAUUUUUGUUGAAUUGUGGGACGCAAGUAAUAACCAGUGAUACUUGUAUUUCAUUGGAUGAUGAGAUUGAUGUGUUUAUAAAGAGUAUUUCCUUUUGUUACAUUUU